AUGGAUGGUAGGGAAGGGUGGCGCGUGAUUACAUGCGCGGCUGCUGCGCAGGAUAAGACGAUAAUCAACCGAGUAAUGCUCAGAUUCCGGCCGAUUGCGCCGAAACCAGCAACUGACGGCUCAAGCUCUAGCUUCUGGAAGCCAGAUAACAAGAACGGUGUGGUUACUAGUGUAAGGACCAAGAGAAAGUACGUUAGGGUUAAGAAGAGUAACGAAUACUACAAAAGAAGAAGAAAAAAGAAAUCAUCAGAUCUUGAAAGAGCUGGUAGAGAAGAUGAUUCAAACAAGAAGCUUUCCACGCUCCAGCUACUUCCAGAGAAAACUGAUCUAACACAAGAUUCACCCAUAGACAAAGGAUCUAGCAGUGGUGUUGAUCGCACCGUCAGAAAAGAACAUGUGCAACAGCGUACAGAUCCAUCCGAGUUGUUAAACUCCAGAAAACUAAUAAGUGAUGAUCUAAGUUGCCUUGCCGUCACAGAUCGGACGGCGGCGAUAGCUGAGAAGAGAACAAUAGAGACGUUGGUGACAGUGGAGAGCGUGACAGACACGUGCAUGGAUUUGGUAGGAUGGUUAGGGGGCACGGACGCGGAAAUAAUAAAUAAUCUGAAGGAGGACACGUGUCCUGGGUUUAUAUCGGACGGUAUUAGUAGAGUAGAUUGGGUGAACGAAGCUUAUAAGAAGAUGGUGUUGUUGAGGCCGGAAAAUGACGACGGGAAGCAGCUGUCGGUGGAACAAAUUACGGUGAGGGUGUUGAUAAAAGAGAAACUAUUGCCAUACCUGUACUACCCAGCGUUUACGUGCUGGGUUAGGUUACAAUACGCGUGGCAGGAGAAAUUCUCACAGAUGGUUCCGUGUGAUGUGUGGAAGAUGGAGUCCGGUGGGUUUGCAUGGAGGCUAGACGUUAAGGCAGCUCUAAGUUUGGGUCUUUGA
Messenger RNA from Hevea brasiliensis (rubber tree), 930 nucleotides. RefSeq lists its product as uncharacterized. The transcript has a single exon. NCBI's taxonomy places the organism in Eukaryota, Viridiplantae, Streptophyta, Magnoliopsida, Malpighiales, Euphorbiaceae. The record is from RefSeq and is a predicted model, not a curated record. The coding region runs from base 1 to 930 and encodes 309 amino acids.